UAAACUAAGCUGGUUGAGAAGAACAAUUUCGCCGGCAGAGCUCCAUGGCAGGUCUCCUCAUGCUAGAGAUGCUUCCACUGCCAUGGUUUCUGUUCCUCUUCCCGCUCUUUCUCUUGUUUGUGAAUUAUUGGUUCACUAUGACUGGUAAGACAGGAAGAAGGCAGCAGCACGAAAACCGCCACCAGCCUUCUCCACCGGGACUGCCCAUCAUUGGGCACCUGCACCUCCUCGGCUCCCUCCCGCACGUCUCCCUCCGCAGCCUCGCCAAGAAGCAUGGUCCUGACGUCAUGUUCCUCCGUCUUGGAGCCGUGCCGACACUUGUUGUGUCAUCCCCGCGUGCCACAAAGGAGGUUCUGCGCACGCACGACCAUGUCUUCGCCUCGCGGCCCCGCUCCAUGGUCUCGGAAAUCCUCAUGUAUGGCUCGUCCGACAUCGCCUUUGCACCAUAUGACGAGCACUGGCGCCAGGCGAGGAAGCUCGUCACCACUCACAUGUUGAGUUUAAAAAAGGUGCAAUCUUCCCGCAACGCCGCCAUGGAGGAGGUGAACAUGGUGAUGACCAAGAUUAACGAGGCCGCUGCAGGAGGUGUUGUAGUGGGCAUGAGUAGGCUUCUGAAGUCAUUCACGUAUGAUAUGGCAUGUCGGAUCGUGUUGGGAGAGUCCUUCCGGAAAGAAGGACAGAGCAAGCUACUUCGAGACCUCAUAGACGAUACCUCACGAAUAUUAGGAGGUUUCAACUUGGAGGAGUACUUCCCAACAUUGGCAAGAGUUGGAGUGCUUAAGAGUCUGGUUUAUGCAAAGGCUGAGAGAGUGAGGCGUAGAUGGGCCUAUUUGCUGGAUAAGUUGAUCGAUAAACGUGUGAGCAUGGACAAGUCAACAGUUGAUAACAAGGAUGGAGAUUUCAUAGAUAUUUUGUUGUCUGUUCAGCAUGAGUAUGGUCUCACAAGAGAGCGAAUGAAAGAUCUCCUAACAGAUGUAUUUUUCGCUUCAACAGACACGUUAUCUAACACUCUCGAAUUCACCUUGGCCGAGUUGAUGAGGAAGCCAUGCCUAUUGGGGAAGCUACAAGAUGAAGUGAGGAGUAUCGUACCCCGGGGACAAGAAAGUAUAACCGAAACCGACAUAAACAAGAUGACGUACUUAAGAGCAGUCAUGAAGGAGUCACUCCGGGUGUAUCCUGUUGCGCCUAUCCUUGCUCCACACCUUGCUAUGGCUGACAGCAACAUUGAUGGGUAUAUGGUUGCUGCUGGCACACAUGUCUUAGUCAAUGUAUGGGCCAUUGGCAGGGACUCCAGCUCUUGGGGGGAUGCAGAAGAGUUCAUACCUGAAAGAUUUAUAUAUGAAGAUAGUGAUGUGGAUGUCAAUUUCAAGGGGAAUGAUUUCCAGUUCUUGCCAUUUGGGUCAGGACGAAGGAUGUGCCCUGGCAUAAACCUCGCGAUUGCCAAUUUUGAGCUUAUGUUGGCAAACCUCAUGUACCAUUUUGAAUGGGAAUUGCCUCCAGGGGUUGAGACGAAAGACAUUAAUAUGACAGUGGUCUUUGGGCUAACCGUGCGGCGGAAGGAGAAGCUACUAUUAAUUCCAAAAUCAUACAAGUAGAUGCUAGAAUAAAAUAUAAGUUGAAUAUUUUGUGUUAUUGCUAUACUGUUGCAAAUAAAGAAAGGGGAAUUCCUACUUGUUGGAAAUC
Molecule: messenger RNA, 1683 nt
Organism: Triticum urartu
Lineage: Eukaryota; Viridiplantae; Streptophyta; Magnoliopsida; Poales; Poaceae
Source: RefSeq, a predicted model, not a curated record